UUGCCUUUUCUCGUCAUUGCUCGUUUGUUGUGUUUUCGCAUGUGAAUUGUCAAGUGGUUUUCGCCGUUCAGUGUUCGUCGCAGUCAAGUAUUAUUUUGGUGUUCGACAUUCGCGCAUAUGGUGUUCGCUAAAUAACAAUGAAUUUAUUAAGAAAAUAACUAAGUCACAAUAAAUUUGCAUUUUUGCUUAAUUAACUAAUUGAAAGAAAAUUGUGUUCCUCUAUUGUCUUCGGGCUGUGCAAUCAUAACUACAUAUACAAAUAUAAUUAUUGCUAUUAUUUGGCUACACUUGGGGCUCUUGUUUGGCAGUGUGCCAGCUAUGCGGACAACAUUCAAUCGAUUGCUAAAAAAAAUUUUGAUAUGUGGCUUGUGAUUCGCUUGGAGUGGCAGGAGAAGCGCAACAAGUAAUUCGUCGUCGUGUCGAAGUGUGAUAAAAACAAAAAUUUGAUCUUUUUGAACCAAUAAAUUAACAAAGUGUCGUUUUUUUGUGUUUUACACUCGCAAUAAUUGCAAAAUUCAAGCGCAAAGAGGCUACACAACAAUUAAAGCUAAUUUCAUACAGAUAUUCGAUGUGUUAGCUCAUAUAUUUUUGAGUACGAAAAGUUUAAAACAAAUUGCAAAAGUUAAUUGAUUCAAAUAAAUAAACGUGUUCGCAUAUAGUGUCAUAAUUAUUGUUAUGAUUAUUAUUAUUGCUGCUAGACAUAUCUGAUUGCUGUUGUGUUAUGUGUCCGGGGGCAAUCAGUUGUGAUUGUUGGUGUUUGUUGUGCGUGAUGUUGGCAUGAUUGUCAUAUGCAAACAAUUGAAAUUCGCGCAUUUAAAAGGUUGCACUAGCAACAACAACAAAACACAAACAUAUUGUAAUAGCAAAAUUAAAGUGUACUACUAACGAGAACACCGAAAACAUAUAUCUCAUAUCAUAUCGUAUAGUGUGGAGGUAACAAUUGUGGAGCAAAACAAAAACUUGUGGAGCCUAGUCGUCGUAGCUGUCGCCGUCGCCGCAACAACCGCGCCGCACCCGCACUCUGUGCGUCAGUUUCACGCAUACGACGUACGCCUUGGACAUUGAGGCAAUCGCACUCGCAGCUGACAGAUAGAAAGACACAGACGGAGACGCAGACAGCCUGAAGUCAUUCGUGUCGUCAUCGCUGUUCCAGCGCUGCCGCCGUCAACGUCGCCGCUGCAGUAGAUGUAUGUGUGUGUUUUCGUUUGUCGUAAGCGUUCGUUGAACGCUGCAAGCCAAUAACAACAAGCCAAGCAACAACCGCCAAAAACGAUAACCGUACACCCAGUCAACGACAACGACAACAACAGCAACUUUUGACAAAAACAAAAAACCAAAAAUAAUAACAAAUUAAUAACAAACAAUUUUAAAGAAAACCAAAAGCAUUAAAAUAUUUACAACAACAAAAAAACAGCUCAAAUAUGGUGCAACAACAACGUCUGGCCAUCGCCAUACCAAAUAUUACCAACCGCAUGUCGUCCAUCUCGUCAGUCGGCGUCAGCACACCCGGUUCCGUCUCGUCAACCACCUCCUCUACCUACAAUGGCAGCCUAUCGGCGUCAAUGGACUCGCCGGCUACGGAAGUGAGCAGCGCCGAUAUCGCCAUGUUUGUGGAGACACCGCUCCAGGAGCUGAGCACCAAUACGCGGCUUCAGUUGUCACAGCUCUUGAACUGUCGCAAGAUCUUGCGUUCCGAAGAUGGGUACGAGCGCGAUUGGCGCGGUGUCGCGGAGCUGGCUGAGGUGCGCAGCUUCUGCAGCAGCAACAAUGACGACCCCAUGCGCACCGUGCUGCGUGAGUGGUGUUCCCACCGUCCGCAGACGGCGACAUUUGCGCGCUUGCAACAGUGCCUUGGCAUCAUCGAUCGCUGGGAUGUCAGCGAUGAUAUUUACGAGAAUAUGGUUGAGGAUGCUAAAAGGUAUGCCAUAAAAUUGCGACAAAAAUCGUUAAUCGCCAACGAUACAACCGACGCUACAUCUUCGGCGGCCACAUUUUGGUCGAAUCCAGCGUCACCGUUUAUACCGAGCAGCAAUGGUGUUAGCAACGGUGUCAGUAACGGUGUUAAUGGCAACGAUGUUUGCAACGGCAAUGGCAGCGACCCAACUAUGACCAUAUUGACACGUGACGAUGUGAUACUCGCCCAAAAAGGACUGCCGCCACAACAGUAUGACGCAUUCGUGCUAUUCGCCGAUGCGGAUAUUGAACAGGCCGCCGAAAUACAAACCAAAUUCGAAGAAAAUGAGAAAUACAAUUUCAAGUUAUGCUUCAAGAAUCGUGAUCUACUCGGUGGCGUACCGUUCACGCAUGUUGCAUUGACGCAACUGAUCGAGGAGCGUUGCCGCUACUUACUUGUGAUCUUAACAAAAGAAUUUCUCGAUAGUCCAGAGAAUCAAUUUUUGAUGAAUUACACACACGCGCUGCAAAUACAGAAUAAUACGCGCAAGAUCAUACCGCUUAUUUAUGAAGAUUCGGUUGUUAUACCACGUGCCUUGAAAAUAUACACACACCUCAAGUACACACCAGUGCCUACAACGUUAUUUGACUUUUGGGCGCGUCUUGGCGACUCAAUACGACGCUCUUACAAUGCCACGGACCCGUCGCCAUAUGGCCUAAAUGAAGUUGACAACCUGCCCGCCAUUAGGCAGCUAUCAUCCGACACGAGCUAUACAAGCUUACCAACCCCCCGCACUACUACAGUAACCACACCCACCUCACCCAUACCGAGCAUCAAUAUUAACGGACAUGCUUACACACCCGAAGAGGAGGAGGAUGAUGUAUUUCAACAGAAGGAGCAACGUUAUCAUUUCACCAAACGUUCAUCCCUGCGUCAUCACAACAGUGUCUAUAGUCACAAUAACAACAACAAUCGCAUAAGUCAAGUCGUGAAUGGUUUGCGUAAUGCACAUUCUACUAGUCAGCUAAAUGCUGGCGUUAAUGUUGAUAAUAGUGUCAGCAUGAGUGAUCUCAGCAUAAGUAAUGAGACGAAGAAGAAGAAAAAGAAACCGAUUAAAGCUGUGCUCAAGCGGGUGUUUAGCCGCAGUAGUCCGAAACUACAACAAACAGCAGAAUAGUAGUAUUUUUUUAUUGUAAUUUGUAUUUGUUUUAUUUUAUUAUUUUUGUUUGAGUAAUUGUAAAUUGAUUUUAAGAUUGUAUUUAUAAAAAAAUAUCCGUUAUACGAGUAUAUGUAUUAUUCUUUAGCAAAACCAAUGAAUACGUAACAAAAAUGCAAGCAAAAAAAUUGAGAAACUGUUAUGUUAUAGUGUAUUGUAUAUUAUUAUUUAUGUAUUAAUUUAAUUGUACGAAUCUUGGUUUUAACUACGCAACUGUGACAUAACAAGCAGCCAACACUCACAAAACACAUAUAAAUUUCAAGCGCUUUACACGCUUUCUGCGCUAUUCACCCGCUCAAACAGUCAGUCGUCGUAUUUUUACAAAAAAAAAUUAAAAAAGAUGUAAUUGUGCGUUAUAAUUAGUUUAUUUUAUAUACAGUCUAUUUGUUGUUUGUUACUAAUUGUAAGGUCAAUUUUGACGCGCAGCCACUUUCUAAUAACGCUUUUAAAAUAUUUUUCAAAUAUACAUUUAAGCUUUCCAGUGCUCACCACACAUAAUUCCUUAGCAACUUGUUGCAUUUCUUACUUCGCUCACAAAUGCUCAUACAAACACACACAAAAACACAAACAAACAUCAACAUUUAGCGAACAAUUUAGCACGCGCACUCAUGUACAU
This is a messenger RNA of Zeugodacus cucurbitae (melon fly), 3726 nucleotides long. It is a transcript of the gene Myd88, whose product is annotated as myeloid differentiation primary response protein MyD88. NCBI's taxonomy places the organism in Eukaryota, Metazoa, Arthropoda, Insecta, Diptera, Tephritidae. The coding region runs from base 1422 to 3071 and encodes 549 amino acids. Gene Ontology annotation, cellular component: plasma membrane. Gene Ontology annotation, molecular function: TIR domain binding; Toll-like receptor binding. Gene Ontology annotation, biological process: innate immune response; MyD88-dependent toll-like receptor signaling pathway; defense response to Gram-positive bacterium. The transcript has 6 exons. The record is from RefSeq and is a predicted model, not a curated record.